This is a messenger RNA of Parnassius mnemosyne (clouded apollo), 1282 nucleotides long. The record is from the annotation of a GenBank genome assembly. NCBI's taxonomy places the organism in Eukaryota, Metazoa, Arthropoda, Insecta, Lepidoptera, Papilionidae.
AAUGUAUAUGGCGGAUGUUUAUGAUUUAUGUUCAUUUCGCAAGUUUGUUUUUGAAUUUUGGAAUAAUGCAGAGGCAAAACUAGUAAAAUGGUCAUUAAAUGUAUUGUGCGCGGUUGCAAAAACACAUGUAAGUAAACAAAGAAAAUCAACCAUCAGAUUUACGGUUCAGGAUGAUGAAGAGUCGAAUAUUUUAAUAAAAUCAAAUGACGAAAAUGCAACUAGUGCACCUUCUAAACGAUCCUGGGAAACUAUGUUAGACGUGCCAUCUUGCAGUCAUGAAUCUAGGCCGCUGCGUGACGCUACAAAAGAAAAUGUAAAUGUUCCUGUUUGUAAAAAAUAACUUUACUUCGAAACAUUUUGGAAACGGAAAAAGAAAAUAUGAACAUCGAUGAUAUUAUAAUAUCCAAAAUAGUAUUUCUUCAGCAUGCUUUGUUAGUCUAUUAAAUUAAUAACCACAUUAUUAUGCCUAAAUUUUUUCAGUGUUUCAGUUUUUUAAAGUUCAAUUGUGAUUUUAGUUCUGACUAUAGCAUCAAAUAGUCUGAGUCAACUUAUAUUAAAAAUGUAUUAAUCAGUAUUAUUAUUCAACACUUCACACCACAGUUGCGACCAAUGUUUUAUUUAUACGUAUUCUAUAGUGUAUUCUAUACGUGGUAGAGUCAUGCUGCAGCUAUAUUAGUAGUAUAAUUGAAGCACGAAUGGGUCGGCUCGACCGGCGAAGGAACACGCUCUCACAGAAUACCAGCGCAAAAUAGCAGCUUAACGCUGUUGUGUUUCGUAUGUUGAGCGUAGAGAACCAGAGACCCUUUUUACUGGAAACUAGGCAUUCCAACUUCGUCCUCACGGGUGACAACGCAUCUGCAUUUUGAUUAGUAAUCGAGGAUAGAUGUAGAUGUCUAUGGGCCGCAGCAACCACUUACCUUAUUCUAUAAAAAAAAAUCAUCCUAUGGAUGACAGUAUUAAUUGGUUUGAAUUUCAUUAACCUAGAAUUUUAAAAUUAUUUUUUUAUAGGAUAAGGUGACAAACGAGCACACAGUCCACCUGAUUGUAAGUGGUUGCUGUGAAUUUCAAUCUCUUUUGACCAUGCGUCUCAGAACGCAUCUAAAAAAAUUUAUGGACCAAAAGUUGAGUGAUGUUCGUACCAAGCGACAAAAACUUCACAAAACUAUUCGAUCAUGUAUAAAAAUUGUGUUGUAAAAACCUUCACCUCUAAUUAUUAUUAUUGUAUAUUUUAAUUUUGUAGACACUAUUGCUAUUGUAAUAAUAAAUGUAAAUAAAAACGAUU